Molecule: messenger RNA, 1250 nt
Organism: Haemorhous mexicanus (house finch)
Lineage: Eukaryota; Metazoa; Chordata; Aves; Passeriformes; Fringillidae
Gene: GPALPP1
Product: GPALPP motifs containing 1
Exons: 8
Coding region: 87-1139 (350 amino acids)
Source: RefSeq, a predicted model, not a curated record
UCAUCCGGGAGCGCCGCAGGGGCGGGAGCAGAGAAGGGGGAGCGGGACGGGGAGGGCGGCUGGGCUGCCCCCGAGUCGGCCUCGCCAUGGCCCGCCAGCUCAUCGGCCCCGCGCUGCCGCCCGGCUUCCCGCGCCGCGCCGAGGCCGAACCGGGCGAGGACUUCAGCCAGGUUGCAGGACCAGCACUGCCUCCAGACUACAAAAGCAACUGUAGCUCAGAAACUCCUGACAGUGAUGACGACUCAGAAUCUCUUCCCCUACCCAGAGACACAAACAGAGAUUCUGAAGAGGAGGCAGAAGGAGAUCCAGCACUGAAAAAGCCAAAAAGAAUUCAUGAAGACGAUGAUGAUGAUGGCUUUUUUGGGCCAGCUCUUCCUCCUGGAUUUAAAAAACAGGAUGAUUCUCCAGAGAGGCCCAUUAUAGGUCCUGCAUUACCACCUGGCUUUAGGAAAGCUUCAGAGGACACCAGAAGUAGCAGAUGUUUCAUAGGACCGUCUGUUCCGUCAGAAUCCCGUCCCCAGCUGACGGAUAGUAGCGAGGACGAAGACAAUUUAAUAGGCCCAAUGCCUGCAAAAGGACCAGUGGAGUCUGAUGUGGCUAAAGAGUUUGAACGCAGAGCUCAGAGAAUGAAAGAAAAGCUUACUUCAGCAGACACCGAUGAACCCAAACAAGUUACCAGGGAAUCAUGGAUGACAGAGCUUCCACCUGAGUUGAAAAGCUUUGGAUUUGGCCCAAGAACAUUCAAGAGACGAGCUGAUGACAAAUCAGGAGAUAGAUCUAUUUGGACAGAUACUCCUGCUGACAGAGAGAGAAAAGCCAAGGAAAGAGAAGAGGCAAAAAAGUCAAGCAGUAAGGAUAAUGAAGAAAUGGUAUUAUCUGGGAGGGACAAGAGGCUUAUUGAGCAGGUGACUUCAUACAAUGAGUCAAAGAGGUCAGAGUCUCUCAUGGACAUCCACCAGAAAAAGCUGAAGAGCAAAGCAUCCGAAGAAAAGAGCAAACCUCAGGAAAGAAGGCCAUUUGACCGAGAGCAGGAUCUCAAAGUCAAUCGCUUUGAUGAAGCACAAAAGAAAGCUCUUAUAAGAAAAUCCAGAGAUCUGAAUAGUAAAUUUGAGCACAGUAAAGGCAACAUGUUUUUAUAAGAUGAAAGCAUUAAGCUUUUUUGAUGUGAAGUCCAUUAAAAUUUGAAUACUUAAUUUUGUAAGUAUUUUUCUGUAAAUAUUUGUAUGCAAAAUAAAUAUCCUGAUGUUUAA